Paramecium sonneborni is the source of this 1133-nucleotide messenger RNA. The record is from the annotation of a GenBank genome assembly. NCBI's taxonomy places the organism in Eukaryota, Ciliophora, Oligohymenophorea, Peniculida, Parameciidae.
AUGAUAAAUAACUUAAUAAUAAUAGUUUUUUUUUCUGCUUGGACUCUACUAUUUCUAUUGGUUUUAUUUAUAGGAUAUUUACUUGAUAAAUCUUAUAAAUUAUCAUCUGUAAGCCCCUAAACUAAAAUUAUAAGUCCUUCAUGUAGUCUCCUUACAAUUAAUCCAAAAAUGAUUCCAAAUGAUCAAAAACAUUAAGAGAUAAGAAAAAGUGAUGAAGGGGCCAGAAUUUUAAUGAAUUAUUAAGGAUAUGAAAAUUAAUAAGCUAAUUAAGAAAAUGGAUAAGUUUAUAGAGAUUAAGAUGAUAAUAUAUUACCAAAAAGAAAGUCCAGUGAUAAAAAGUCUCCUCCAAGAUCAUUAAAACAAUUUUAAACAUAACAAACUAUUGUAAAGAAACUAAAUAUAGGAACUUUUGAUGGAAUUGACACACUUUAAUCAACUAAUAGAAAAAGUGUAAGAUCACGUCCAUCUGUAGUUAAUCAUGAAAGAAAUAGUAUAUAAGCUUAGUCUCCAGGUUAAAGGGUAAUAAGUACUCCUAGAGUAUCAUCGGUGUCCAAUUUUCAAUUUAAUGGAAAAUUACUUGUAGACUCUAUAAAUAAGAUUCCUAAACCAUUAAAAGAUUAUUAUGUAUUAUAUUAUUAAUAAAUUAGAAAUGCCAUUAAAUAUUUAAGAUAUUUUUUACACAUAAAGAUGGAAUUUCAAGAAUAUUUAUGACAUUGUAAAUUUAUUUUAGAUAAAUUAUUUGUUUUGAAAUUUGUGGAAUAUUAUUAAUUUACACAUCAAAUUUAUCAUUUUACAUUAUAAUUGCAGCUACAUGUGUAGGAUAUAUAAUUUUUAAAGUUUUGGAUUAUUACUUAAUUAAAAAAAUUAGUAAAGGUUCAUGGGUUUUAGUUUUGAAGAUUUUAAAUUUCACUUUUUGGUUUUCAAUUUUAGUUGUUUUUAUAUUUGGAAUAAUAUGGUUUGAAAUCAAUAAUUUGUUGUGUAUAAUAUAUUAUUUGCCUACAUUAAUUUUGGAAAUUAUAGUAGAUCCUAUAAGAUAUUUAAUAAUAAAGUAUUGUUUGGGAGAGAGUAAGAAAUCACAAAAAUAGACAUUCAAUUAAGUUAAUGUAUUGAAAGUAAUGGAAUAAAUUAAAUGA